CAUAUUUGUAUCAUACCGCUCCUUCUCUCGACGAGCAAAUCCCCUCAGAUAUCCUCCAGCAGUGUAUCAAGCACGACUAAAGCCUACUAUGACAUCUUCAAUACCCCAGCUGCCGGACACGGAUCCUUCGAGUUGUGUGUUGGAUGCGUACCGAAUAGCCAUUGCAAAAAGGCUGUCGGAGACUCUUCCUUUGACGCUCCAGAAAGCUUAUGACGGCGUUGAUUACGGGAAGAAGGGCGAGGACUUCACUGUUGCGCUGCCGAGGUUCAGACUACCAGGAAAAGUAGACGAGGUCGCGGCCAAAGUCAUUGAAAACUUCCAACCCGACGAAUGGAUAUCAACUAUCGUCCACGACAAAGCAUUUCUCCACUUCAAACUCAAUACCGAGAGCAUGAUUCACGAUAUCCUAACCCAAGUACAUGCACUCACCCAUCUCACCCCCUCAAAACAACCGGAAUAUGGCACAAACUUGACAGGCAAAGGCAAAAAGGUCGUCAUUGAGUACUCGUCGCCAAAUAUCGCAAAGAGCUUCCAUGUCGGUCACUUGAGGAGCACCAUAAUUGGUGGUUUCCUCGCCAACCUCUACAAGGCUUGCGGUUGGGAGGUCACCUCUCUCAACUAUCUAGGUGAUUGGGGAACUCAGUUUGGUAUGAUAGCAACCGGAUAUGAAAAAUAUGGUUCACAAGAGGAGCUCGAGAAGGACGCGAUCAAACAUCUUUUUGACGUCUACGUGAAAGUCAACAAGGAUGCGGAGGCUGAUCCAGAGGUCAAGGUUGAAGCUGCAAGGUGGUUCAAGCGUAUGGAAGAUGGUGACGAGUCUGCGCUGAAGAACUGGCGUGUAUGGAGGGAGUUGAGUGUCAAGAAGUAUGAGGGGGAGUACGAGCGGCUAAAUAUCCAUUUCGACGAAUACACUGGAGAGAGCAUGGUGGGCAAGGAAUCCAUGGAUACAGCACUGAAGAGACUUGAAGAGCUUGGUCUCAUUGCGGAUAGCAACGGUGCUAAGAUUGUUGAUUUGAAAAAGUACAAACUCGAAUCAGCUGUUGUCCGAAAGAAAGAUGGUACCUCCAUCUACCUUACUCGAGACAUCGGUGGCGCCAUUGAACGAUACGAGAAAUACAAAUUCGAUAAGAUGAUCUACGUCGUAUCCUCCCAACAAGACUUGCACCUUGCGCAGUUCUUCAAAGUGCUCGACCUCAUGGAGUUCCCAUGGGCCAAGAACCUUGUGCACGUCAAUUAUGGCUUGGUGCAGGGCAUGAGUACCCGCAAGGGUACUGUGGUGUUCCUCGACCAGAUUAUCAAGGAGGCGGCAAGCGUCAUGCACGAUCAGAUGAUGAAGAAUGAGGACAAGUAUAACGCCGUUGAGGACCCAGAAACUGUUUCCAGGGAGAUUGGCAUUACUGGUGUCAAGAUCCAGGAUAUGGCCGCCAAACGAAUCAACAACUACACAUUCAAUUGGGACCGAAUGAAGUCGUUCGAGGGCGACACAGGGCCGUAUCUCCAAUACGCACAUGUUCGAUUGGCCUCCAUAGGUCGUAAAAACCCACACCUUAUCCCUCUCCCCCCGCCAUCGCAAAUCGACACCACAUCUCUAUCCUCUUAUUCCCAAGCCCGGGAGAUUGCCUUCCUCUUGGGCACAUACCCAGACGUAGUGAAAGUGGCACUGAAGACGCACGAGCCGAGUGGGGUGGUUACCUUUGCGUUUAGGCUGGCGCAUGCGAUUUCGAGCGCGUGGGAUGUGGUCAUUGUAAAGGGUGAAGAAGACCUAGAAAAAGCAAGGGCGAAGAUGUUUUUGUACGAGUGUACUCGGGACGUGUUGGGGAGUGCGUUGAGAUUGCUUAGUAUCAGGCCAUUGGAAAGGAUGUGAUUGGAAUUUGGACAUAGAUAGAAGUUGAAGAUGUUCAGUGUAAGAAUAGAAUUUGUAGUAAUUGUUUAUUUUUCCAGUUU
This is a messenger RNA of Laccaria bicolor S238N-H82, 1944 nucleotides long. RefSeq lists its product as uncharacterized. Gene Ontology annotation, biological process: arginyl-tRNA aminoacylation; mitochondrial translation. Gene Ontology annotation, molecular function: ATP binding; arginine-tRNA ligase activity. Gene Ontology annotation, cellular component: cytoplasm; mitochondrion. NCBI's taxonomy places the organism in Eukaryota, Fungi, Basidiomycota, Agaricomycetes, Agaricales, Hydnangiaceae. The record is from RefSeq and is a predicted model, not a curated record. The coding region runs from base 89 to 1864 and encodes 591 amino acids. The transcript is spliced from 5 exons.